AUCGAUCCCGCCCGGCACCGGAAGUGCGUCACGGCCACUUCCGGCGCGGCGGCUCCAAGAUGGCGGCGCUGGCUCUGAGGGGUUUGGGGCGGCGCUGCCUCCUGGCCCGGCUGGGGCCCGGCCCCGCCCUGCACCACGCGGUGCCGAUGGCCUCGACGGCGCGCGAGGAGAUGAGGAGGUUCUGGGAGAGGAACGAGCGCUCGGGGCGGCCCCUGUCCCCCCACGUCAGCAUCUACAAGUGGUCUCUGCCCAUGGCCAUGUCCAUCACCCACCGCGGCACCGGCGUCGCCCUCAGCCUCGGUGUGUCGGUGUUCUCUCUGGCCGCCCUGCUGCUGCCCGAGUCCUUCCCCCAUUACCUGGCGCAGGUGCGGGCGCUGAGCCUGGGCCCCGCCCUCGUCUGCUCGGCCAAGUUCCUGCUGGCCCUGCCCUUGUGCUACCACACCUGGAACGGCGUGCGCCACCUGGCCUGGGACCUGGGCAAGGGGCUGAGGCUGCCGCAGGUGACGCAGUCGGGGCUGCUGGUGCUGGCCCUGACCCUGCUGUCCUCGGCCGGCCUGGCCGCGCUGUGACAGCGACAGCGACAGCGACAGCGACAGCCCCGCCAUUCCCGGCAUUCCCGGAAUUCCUCCCCGCCCCGGGAAGGUGACACUGCCUCCCCCUCCCCAAAAUCCCGGGAUGAGCAGAGCUGCCCCUGCUCCCUGCCAGCAGCGCUGCGUGUCCCCCGCGGUGUCCCCCGCGGUGUCCCCACGUGUCCCCACGUGUCCCCGAGGCCGGGACAAUGCGGGAUCUGUGUCCCCACGAGUGGGCUUGGCAAUGGGGCCGGGAAUGGGGUGGGAUCACAGCGGGACAAGGAGCUCCAUUGAGGCAGCGCCCCAGGGGCGUGGGUGACAGGUGACACCGCGCUGCCACCCCGCUGCCACCCCUGGGGUGCUGGGCCCCGUGGGAAUUCCAUGAUUCAGCCCAUUUUGGGGGGAAAAUCCCAGUUUUGGAGCCUCCUUCCAGUGGGGAGGCAGUGCCCCACAGGGGUGAGUGACAGGUGACAUCUCGCUGCCACCCCACUGCCACCCUGCUGCCACCCCACUGCCACCCCUGGGGCCCUCAACCCGGUGGGAAUUCCAUUAUUCAGCACAUUUUGGGGGGAAAAUCCCAGUUUUGGAGCCUCCCUUUGCCAGUGGGGAGGCAGCGCCCCACAGGGGUGGGUGACAGGUGACAUCUCACUGCCGCCCCGCUGCCACCCUGCUGCCACCCCGCUGCCACCCCUGGGGUGCUCGGCCCCGUGGGAAU
This is a messenger RNA of Passer domesticus (house sparrow), 1284 nucleotides long. It is a transcript of the gene SDHC, whose product is annotated as succinate dehydrogenase complex subunit C. Gene Ontology annotation, biological process: mitochondrial electron transport, succinate to ubiquinone; tricarboxylic acid cycle. The record is from RefSeq and is a predicted model, not a curated record. Gene Ontology annotation, molecular function: electron transfer activity; oxidoreductase activity, acting on the CH-CH group of donors. Gene Ontology annotation, cellular component: membrane. Lineage: Eukaryota; Metazoa; Chordata; Aves; Passeriformes; Passeridae.